CCAUGGAUCUGCUUUAAAUCACUCAGAAGACAACGCAAGCACAGCGCUACACAUCUACGCAUCCUUCCAUUUCUUAAAUUAGCCACCUUAAGCUUCGAGAUACCGCCCCCAAUUUCAGUGUCGGUACGGAGCCGCCAGGCCGGGACAGAGACGGAGAGAGAUCCCUCGGCCAUGGAAGCGCUCGGACCCGGCCCGCCUGCCCCUCCCUCCCUCUUCCAGCCACCGCGCCGGCCCGGAUUGGGUACGGUGGGGAAGCCGAUUCGCCUGCUGGCCAAUCACUUCCAGGUGCAGAUCCCCAAGAUCGACGUCUACCAUUACGACAUCGACAUCAAGCCUGAAAAGCGACCCCGCAGGGUCAACAGAGAGGUGGUGGACACGAUGGUGAGACACUUUAAGAUGCAGAUCUUCGGGGACAGACAGCCUGGGUAUGAUGGCAAGAGGAACAUGUAUACGGCGCAUCCGCUACCCAUCGGCCGGGACCGGGUGGAUCUGGAGGUGACGUUGCCAGGCGAGGGGAAGGAUCAGACCUUCAAGGUGUCUCUGCAGUGGGUGUCGGUGGUGAGUCUGCAGAUGCUCCUGGAAGCUCUGUCCGGUCACCUGAACGAGGUCCCGGAGGACUCUGUUCAGGCUCUGGACGUCAUCACUCGUCACCUGCCCUCCAUGCGGUACACUCCAGUCGGUCGUUCCUUCUUCUCACCACCAGAGGGAUACUAUCACCCGCUGGGAGGAGGGAGGGAGGUUUGGUUCGGUUUCCAUCAGUCGGUCCGUCCAGCGAUGUGGAACAUGAUGCUCAACAUAGAUGUGUCAGCUACAGCCUUCUACCGAGCCCAGCCUGUCAUCGAGUUCAUGUGUGAGGUUCUGGACAUCCAGAACAUCAAUGAGCAGACCAAACCCCUCACAGAUUCACAACGUGUCAAGUUCACCAAGGAGAUCCGAGUACGAUCACAGCGAACACUGGGAUCUGAGUUGGCGCUGCCGCUGACCCAGAGAGAGCAGGUGUCAUAUAUAGGACUGAAAGUGGAGGUCACACACUGCGGCCAGAUGAAGAGGAAGUACCGUGUGUGUAACGUCACGCGCCGCCCUGCCAGCCAUCAGACAUUUCCUUUGCAGCUUGAGAACGGACAAGCUAUGGAGUGCACCGUCGCCCAGUAUUUCAAACAAAAGUACAGCCUGCAGCUCAAAUACCCCCAUCUGCCCUGCCUCCAGGUGGGGCAGGAACAAAAGCACACCUACCUGCCCCUUGAGGUUUGUAACAUCGUGGCGGGACAGCGCUGUAUAAAGAAGCUAACAGAUAACCAGACCUCGACCAUGAUCAAAGCUACGGCCCGCUCCGCCCCAGACAGACAGGAAGAGAUCAGCAGACUGGUCAAAAGCAACAGCAUGGUGGGCGGGCCCGACCCGUACCUGAAAGAGUUUGGUAUCGUGGUGCACAAUGACAUGACCGAGGUGACUGGGCGGGUCCUCCCAGCGCCCAUGCUUCAGUAUGGGGGCCGGGUGAGUACAGACACUGGGAGGGACUGUAGCAGGGGACUCUCUCCUCAGAACAAGACGGUGGCCACACCCAACCAGGGUGUCUGGGACAUGAGAGGAAAGCAGUUUUAUGCGGGUAUUGAGAUCAAGGUGUGGGCCGUCGCCUGCUUCGCCCCGCAGAAACAGUGCAGAGAGGAUCUGCUCAAGAGCUUCACCGACCAGCUGCGCAAGAUCUCCAAGGAUGCUGGGAUGCCGAUUCAAGGCCAGCCCUGCUUCUGCAAGUACGCCCAGGGCGCAGACAGCGUGGAGCCCAUGUUCAAGCAUCUCAAGAUGUCUUACGUGGGACUACAGCUCAUUGUGGUCAUUCUGCCGGGGAAAACGCCCGUCUAUGCGGAGGUGAAGCGUGUGGGAGACACUCUGCUGGGAAUGGCCACUCAGUGCGUGCAGGUGAAAAACGUGGUGAAGACGUCCCCUCAGACGCUGUCCAACCUCUGUCUGAAGAUCAACGCCAAACUAGGGGGCAUCAACAAUGUGCUGGUGCCACAUCAGAGGCCCUCUGUGUUCCAGCAGCCGGUCAUCUUCUUGGGCGCAGAUGUCACUCACCCACCCGCGGGCGACGGGAAGAAGCCGUCCAUUGCGGCGGUGGUGGGGAGCAUGGACGGACACCCCAGCCGCUACUGUGCCACCGUGCGGGUGCAGACUUCACGCCAGGAUCUGUCCCAGGAGCAGCUCUUCAGUCAGGAGGUCAUCCAGGAUCUCACCAACAUGGUGCGAGAGCUCCUCAUUCAGUUCUACAAGUCGACCCGGUUUAAGCCCACGCGCAUCAUCUACUACCGCGGAGGAGUUUCUGAGGGCCAGAUGAAGCAGGUCGCCUGGCCGGAGCUGAUCGCCAUCAGGAAAGCUUGCAUCAGUCUCGAAGAGGAUUACAGACCGGGAAUCACCUACAUCGUAGUGCAGAAACGUCACCACACUCGCCUCUUUUGCUCUGAUAAAGCCGAGAGGGUCGGGAAGAGUGGCAAUGUCCCAGCAGGCACUACAGUGGACAGCACCAUCACACACCCCUCAGAGUUUGACUUCUACCUGUGCAGCCAUGCUGGAAUCCAGGGCACUAGCCGUCCCUCUCACUAUCACGUCUUGUGGGAUGACAACUGUUUCACCGCCGACGAACUGCAGCUCUUGACUUACCAGCUCUGCCACACCUACGUGCGCUGCACCCGCUCCGUCUCCAUCCCAGCACCAGCCUACUACGCCCGGCUCGUGGCGUUCCGUGCCCGUUACCACUUGGUGGACAAAGACCAUGACAGCGCUGAAGGAAGUCACGUAUCAGGACAGAGUAACGGCCGAGACCCUCAGGCCCUGGCGAAGGCGGUCCAGAUUCACUAUGACACCCAGCACACUAUGUACUUCGCCUGACGUCAGCCAGCAGGAGACGCACUUCUACACUCCCUCUUCGAUCUGUCUCUCUCUCUCUUCCUCUUCCUGUUUCUCUAUCGCGUCGUCGUCUGCAGCCAAGCAGUUCUGAACCCAGGGGGCCAUCUGUCAAUCCAGUCGAAAUCGGUCGGCCUCGGAAGAACCAACCUCUACCAGCAGUCCUGCACUGAGAGGCUUCCUGCCUCCAAUGCACAGAGAAAAAAAUCAAUUUGAGCCAUUUUUAACACUUUCUUUUCUUGUUUUGAUUUUGAAUGUUUUUAAUUUGUAAUAUACACUGAGUGUGAGCAAACCUGCGCCAUUGGUCAGGGCAGCUCUGGCUCUCUUAGCUAAGCUGGACUCUGUCUACUUUUACCUCAAGCCGCAAUUGGCUGAAUCUUGUCACAUGUCUUUUGGGGUGGGGCGGGGGCGGGGCUUGCAUGUCCGGGUGGGGGUGGGGGGGGGGGGGUUGACUUGUUUUGUCUCCUUUUUAUGGUCGUAUUUGGACUCUCCUCUCAGUCUUUUACAAACGAGGUGACCUGGGUAUACAUGCCCAUUACCCGCUACCGUUUUGUGCGCUUGUGUGUGUGUGUGUGUGUGUGUGUGUGUGUGUGUGUGUGUGUGUGUGUGUGUGUGUGUGUGUGUGUGUGUGUGUGUGUGUGUGUGUGUGUGUGUGAAUGUGAGUUCAUGUCUCAUGGCAAGCCACUGAAUUGUAAAGGGAAAUCUAGGAGCGAACUGCUGUAAAUGCCUCGUUUUUUUAUAUUAACACACACAUAGAUGUAUAAAAAAAAAAAUAUAUAAAUAUUUACAACUCUAUAAGCAUAUUCCACUUGAUCUAACAGGCUUUCAUAAGCUGAUGGUUUUGUGUAGCAGUAGCAUUACCCAUGGGCAAACGGGGCUUGGUACAGGUGCCAUUCUGCCCGUGGCGAGACCGGAAACGCAUGCGUCUCGUUCGGAUGUUUAUUUUACAGGGUUAAAGGUAUGGCCAUUGCACAGUUACGGACGCGCCGUCUGAUAGGCUAGGCUUGCAACAUACAGCACUCUCCCUUCUUUUAUGCAUUUAUACAUAAGAUUCAAAUCAGAUUUGUAAGAGUUUAAUAUAAAUGUUUUUGUGGUAAACUUUAACAGUUUGUUAGAGUAGAUAAUCGUCGUUCUUGUCGUUUUAAUGUCGAUAUUGAUCAGUUGUCUGCAAAUCGGUCGCGUAACUAAUUAGGAGGCAUUGUGGGUUUUUUAUACGGCUUAAUUUCUUGUGGCAAUGGUAACGAGGGCCCAAAUUGCUUUGGUUUGUCCUUUUUCAUGUUCGAAAUGAUCAGUUUGAGUUUCAACUCCAUACCAAGUUAAUGGAAAGAAAGUGACAAAUCUGAAGUUUUUAGGGAGGAGUUAGCAAUGUUCGGCAGUUAUAUGAAUUUUACACUUAAAGUGUGUUUUAUUACUUCUGUGUGUAUAUGAACUUGAAUCUGAAUGAACUUUCUCUUGCGUAUUAAAGAUAGGACACCGUACAUGAAGACACGCGAGCCUGCGGUUUGAAGGGUCUCCGGCGCGCACGCCUCGUCAGGGGGACGCUCUCCAAAAACCCUUUUGUAAUAAACCAUCCGUAAAGCAGCAGGUUUGCUAUGAAUGAGUUUGAGCACCAGCCUGCCGUUGGCGUGGACGCUGGCCCCGUGAAAGAAGAGGAAAGGGGCAAGGGCAUCACAUGCAAUAAAUUGGAUUUGGGUGUGGAAUGGGUUACUGGCUUCCGGUUCGAAUCGUGCGUGUCCUUUUUAGGCGGUUCGCUAAAUUGUUACAUGACAGUUUCUAUCAUGAUAUCAUUGCAAAGCAAUAUAACCCAAAAUCUAGAACAAUUUAAAAGCUGUAAUCGUCAAUGUGGCUGUUGGUUGGAAUCUUAUUGCCGUUUGUUUAUGUACUUAUUUUGCUUGUAUCAAUCAGUGGGAAUGUGCAUAUGGUGGACUAGCUCUUUAGGCUAUGUGGAAAAAUGUUCAAAUUUAAACUGUGCUCGCCUGCAUGCCAGAGUAUUGUUAUGAAAUAUUUAUUAUGGCGCGGAAUCUUUUUUUUUUUUUUUUUUUUUUUUUUUUUUAAAUGCGUAAAU
Megalobrama amblycephala (Wuchang bream) is the source of this 4963-nucleotide messenger RNA. RefSeq names its product argonaute RISC component 4 (gene ago4). Gene Ontology annotation, molecular function: protein binding; RNA binding. Bases 172 to 2883 code for a protein of 903 amino acids. The transcript is spliced from 19 exons. NCBI's taxonomy places the organism in Eukaryota, Metazoa, Chordata, Actinopteri, Cypriniformes, Xenocyprididae. The record is from RefSeq and is a predicted model, not a curated record.